This is a messenger RNA of Indicator indicator, 929 nucleotides long. RefSeq names its product N-acetylneuraminate pyruvate lyase (gene NPL). Gene Ontology annotation, molecular function: 4-hydroxy-tetrahydrodipicolinate synthase activity; N-acetylneuraminate lyase activity. The transcript is spliced from 11 exons. Gene Ontology annotation, biological process: N-acetylneuraminate catabolic process. The record is from RefSeq and is a predicted model, not a curated record. The coding region runs from base 1 to 927 and encodes 308 amino acids. NCBI's taxonomy places the organism in Eukaryota, Metazoa, Chordata, Aves, Piciformes, Indicatoridae.
AUGACACCCAGAAAAAAGUUACAGGGUCUUGUCGCUGCUACAGUCACUCCAAUGACUCCUGAUGGACAAAUCAACCCUUCGGUGAUUGGUCAAUACGUGGACUAUCUGGUAAGCGAGCAGAACAUCAAGAAUAUCUUUGUGAAUGGCACAACAGGAGAAGGAUUGUCCCUUAGCAUCCAGGAGAGGAAGCAGCUGGCAGAAGAAUGGGUGUGCCAAGGAAAAGACAAACUGGAUCAUGUGAUCAUUCAUGUGGGAGCACUGAGUCUGCCAGAGUCCCAGGAGUUGGCAAGACAUGCGGCCGCCAUAGGUGCUAGUGCUAUUGCUGUCAUAGCCCCCUUCUUCUUCAAACCCACAAACAAAGACGAGCUGGUUGGUUUCUUACAGAAGGUUGCAUCUGAAGCCCCUGAAGUUCCAUUUUACUACUAUCACAUUCCUCCUCUGACGGGUGUGAAGAUUCGUGUUGAAGAGUUGCUGAUUGGAAUAAAAGAGCGGAUUCCCACCUUCCAGGGCGUGAAGUUCAGUGACACAGACCUCUUGGACUUUGCACAGUGUAUAAACAAGAAUGAGGGAGAACAAUUUGAAUUUCUUUAUGGGGUGGAUGAGCAACUGCUGGGUGCACUGGCAACAGGGGCAGAUGGAGCAGUUGGAAGUACAUACAACUACUUGGGGCAAAAAACCAAUCUGAUGUUGCAAGCUUUUUCAAAGCUAGACCUUGUGUUAGCACGGAGGUAUCAGUUUCUUACAGGGGAAUUUCUCAACUUUGUCAUGAAGCUAGGUUUUGGUGUUGCACAAACUAAAGCUGUCAUGACUUUUGUUUCUGGCAUUCCUAUGGGACCUCCACGGCCUCCCCUCGUUGAUGCCUCUGAGGAGUUCAUCGUCAAGGCCAAAGCCAAGCUGGAUAGCAUUAUGUGGCCUGAUGGCAACUGAUG